Messenger RNA from Fusarium pseudograminearum CS3096, 2271 nucleotides. RefSeq lists its product as uncharacterized. Gene Ontology annotation, biological process: amino acid transmembrane transport. Lineage: Eukaryota; Fungi; Ascomycota; Sordariomycetes; Hypocreales; Nectriaceae. The transcript has 5 exons. Gene Ontology annotation, molecular function: L-amino acid transmembrane transporter activity. The record is from RefSeq and is a predicted model, not a curated record. Gene Ontology annotation, cellular component: membrane. Bases 1 to 2271 code for a protein of 756 amino acids.
AUGGGCUCCAGACAACCUGCCGAGCAAGUCGGCCGCCCCCGUCGGCCUCUCAAUGAAGUCAACCCCAAUGAGGGGGAGACACUACAGAUAUUGAGAGAUAUGGGACUCAAUAAGAACAUUGUCGUCACUGAGGCCCCAACAGAACCCUUUCAACUUACCUUCGUCGAUGUCACGUGCCUGGUGAUAAACCGAAUGAUAGGGACCGGAAUCUUCGACAGCCCCAGGACAGUGAUGCGGGGUGUCCGGAGCCCGGGCAUUGCAAUUCUCUUCUGGCUCUGCGGCUGCGUCUAUGCCCUCUCAGGAGCUCACGUCUACGUCGAGUAUGGGCUGAACGUACCUCGAUAUGUAAUCGACGGUAUCGAGCAAUCUGUCCCACGAUCGGGAGGCGACCUCCACUAUCUCCAAUACGUUUUUCCUUGGCCGCGGUACAAGAAGGGCAUAGUGAUGCUUAGCGGUGUCUUAUAUGGUAUCAGCUUCAUUUGCAUUGGAAAUAUGGCCGGCAAUUGCAUCAACUGCGCUCUGCGCAUUGUUGAGGCCGCUAAUCCACGAAAGGAGGCUGGGGAUCUCAACGGAGGUACCAUCCGGGGCAUUGCCAUCGUCAUUGCGAUAUUUCCAUGCUUGAUCCACGCCUUCUCUCGCCGGGGUGGUAUCUUGCUCAACAAUCUACUUGCAUUUAUCAAGGUAUUUAUGCUGAUCUUCAUGAUCAUUGCCACCUGGGCGGUUGCUGGUGCGCCGUCCGGGGUGAGAGGCAUAAAAGCCAACCUCGACAAGCCGAUUGAUGACCCCAACCCAACAGGGGGCAAAGCGCAUGCACAGGCCUUCCUAGCUAUCAUCUUCGCCUUUUCAGGGUUCAACCAACCAAACUACGUUCUGGGAGAGAUCAAGCACCCUCGAAAGACUUACCCUCGAUCCAUGUGGUGGGGUGUCAUCUUGGUGUCGACAUUAUAUAUGGCCGUCAACAUCUGCUAUAUGUUGAUCGUCCCAGCAAGUGAACAAGAGCAGGAAAAUGUGGCACAACAGUUUUUCUACAUCAUCUUCAACGCUUCUCCUGGCGACUCGAAGCGCUACGAAAUCAAGCGCGCUGUCAAUGCGUUCCUAGCCAUCUCAGCCUUCGGCAAUAUUGUCGUCAUGACAUACACGGCGGCACGUAUGAAGCAAGAGAUUGCCAAGCAGGGUUUCCUCCCCUUUACGAGCUUCUUUGGGAGGAACAGAGACGUCAGUCUUGGCAGGUUUCUCAUGUGGCUUCAAGGAGGAGAGCGUAAACCCACAGACCAACCCGCCGAGAACAGACACCAGGAUACUCAAAAGUUCACUGGUAGUCGGAAACCACGCAACCGGUUCUUCAAGUUUCUCAAUCCUUCCAACCACCUAGAGGAGACGCCUGUAGGUGCCCUCGUCCUCCAUUUUACCAGCUGUAUCGUCCUCAUUCUAGCCACGUACAACACUUCACCAAGCAACGCCUACGCCAUUCUUUCUGGGCUUGUUGCUUAUUUGACAUCAGCAUUUUUUGGCUUCGUUCUUUCCCUUGGCAUUCUAAUUCUACAUUUCCGUGGUCCGCCAACAACGCAACCAACCUUGACACUCCGACACCAUGAAGUCCCCAAUCAGGGUCCUGUGCAAAGAAGCUGGGCUCAGAUGAUUCAAAGGUCUGUGAAUCCGAAGUUAAGUAUCGUUUGUGGUUUCCUCUAUCUAGUUGGGAACCUCUACCCAAUCAUCACAGUCUGGGUCCCAUCAAAGCUUUUUAGCCAGGAAUCCCUAGACUGGUGGAAAGUGCCGGUUAUUUCAUGGUGCAUACUGGGGUUCUCAGGCCUCUGGUUCCUCGGCUUUAUAGGCGUGGUCAAAUAUAAGUACCACACCAGCCGCCGCAAGUUCGUCUACUUGUCUGAGCCUAAAUUUGGUCCAGCUGAGAAUUCUGAGAAUCGGCAUAUGUCCGCUAGCUGUGAUGAUUUAUCCGUUGGUGAGGGCGCUUCGAGGAGCGGUCACGGAGGGCUUAUUCUUCUUCACGAAACUAUCUACAGAGGGUGGGAAGGUAUUGAGACGGACCAAAUGGUCAGCUGUAUAGAUGAUACGGCAGAUGUCGUCAUAAACCCAGCCCAGCCGAUGCCGGUGCAUGGAAGUGAAAAACGACGGCCAGUUGAUCCGCCAGUCGAUUUGUAUGAGGACACGGAUUUUCCAGAAUUUUCGCAGAACAGAGCUCCAGUUCAGGAACCAGAAACAGUGUAUGAUUCAGUACGAGAUCAUCGAAACGGAGCGGGACAGGGUCGGCACUAG